AUCUUCCCUAAAAAGAAAAAAAAUACUCCCACAACCGCCAAACACAUAUGUAUCAUAUUGCACCACAAAAGCAAGCAAAUACCAAUUCUUAGUAGCUAAGAAUACAGUCAUUAAUACCCACUCACUUCCAAAAUGAAACUAUAUAUAAGAGUCUCACUACUUCUUGGAAUUAAUCCUAGGAUUUUUAAAAGAAAAAAGUACAAAAAUGGUAUCAUUUGGUGAGUAUCUCGAGAGUUGGGAAGUUGAGCAAAAAAGAUACCUUGAAAGAUUAUUAGCACAUCAAAAUAAUGCUACCUUUUCUGAAGAGUCAUUAAAUCAAUUAGUGGAUCAAGUUAUAUCUCACUACCAAGAAUACUAUAUUGAAAAAAGCAAAGCAGCUGAAAAUGAUGUUUUUGUCAUGUUUUCACCACCUUGGUGUAGCUCAUUUGAAAAAUCACUUUUAUGGGCAACAGGGUUUAAACCAUCUAUAACAUUCCAAUUAGUAAAUGAGUCAGUUGGGACAGAGCUAAACCAAGAACAAAUUGAAAAGAUUUCUCUUGUGAGAGACGAGUCAAGUCGAAUGGAGAGAGAUAUUAAUGAAGCGCUAGCGGGGGUGCAGGAAAGUGUCGCUGCACCCCCGUUUUGCACCUUAGUUAAAAGAGAAACCGUUUUUUUAAUUGAUGGGGAACGGGAAACCGCGGUUCAUGACGUGAAAGAUGUGGUUCAAGAAUUGCAAACUGCGAUGUUGGGUGUUAUGAGAGAUGCUGAUUAUCUAAGGCAGCAUACUGCUGGUCAAGUAUUGGAAGUGUUAACACCAAUUCAAAAGGUGAAGUUUUUGGCUAAAACAUCUCAAUUUUGGCUUCACUCGAGAAAGCUUGGGAUGGACAAGGAUAGACAACAUAGAACGAAUUUUUAGUAGGUGUUUUGAUUCCAUAUGGUUUUUUUUCCCUUCCUUAUAUCUUAGCUAUUAGUUUUGAUAUUUGGUUUCGGUUGGUUGGUUUUGAAUUUUUCUUUAGCUAGGAAAAGACAUGGCAAAUUUUGAAGUUUGUUUUAGUAUUUGACAAGUUUAAGGGACCAACUCAUUAUAUAUGGUUGGGACAAAGCGUUUGUGAUCUUUUGGUUCAAUGUAUGAGGACUAGGUAAGGAGAAUGGUUCAUUAUAAUAUUGCCUAUUUGAUUGAUA
Molecule: messenger RNA, 1161 nt
Organism: Erigeron canadensis
Lineage: Eukaryota; Viridiplantae; Streptophyta; Magnoliopsida; Asterales; Asteraceae
Product: protein ZW2-like
Exons: 1
Coding region: 206-895 (229 amino acids)
Biological process (GO): DNA-templated transcription
Molecular function (GO): sequence-specific DNA binding
Source: RefSeq, a predicted model, not a curated record